CACCCCCACUCACCCACGCAGGCCACAAUGGAGCACCCGCUUGUGUUUGUUAUAUAUAGGGAGACUUCCCGCAGCGCCCGUUUUCCUAUCGCCACCCCUUAUGGCGGAGAAUUCUACCAGAGCCACCCCAUCAGCCACGGUAGCCGCCGCCUCGAGUUCAAAUUUAGAGACCAGCAAGGCGGAAAGGCACGUCUGGUUGAUGAAAUGCCCUCCUAUCGUCUCCCGUGUCUUACAGCAGCAUCAUUCUACUCCGCCUUCCAUCUCCACCGACAAUAUCUCUCCUUCUGAUCGGCCCGUCGCCAAAGUCAUCGUCGCCGUCGAUCCUCUCCUUCCCAACGAUGACUUCGCUUCCACUCAGUUUACUAUGGAGUUGGCUGGUAGCGAACCUGGAAACAUACCCAAAUGCUAUUCCAUGGGAAUGUCAACAGAAUUUAUCCCAAUGUCCAUAUUUUCUGAAUCAGGGCAGGGAAGGCUUUCUGUGGAAGGGAAAAUCUAUCACAAGUUUGAUAUGAAGCCUCACAAUGAAAACAUUGAAAGCUAUGGGAAACUAUGCCGUGAAAGGACAAACAAAUAUGUAAAAAAAGAUAGACAGAUACAGGUUAUUGACAAUGAUAAUGGAAAGCAUAUGAGGCCCAUGCCAUGGGUUUUUUCUUCAAAGCCUUCAGGAUCUGCAGCAGAAAAGAAGAAGGCGUCUGCAAAAGGAUCAGAGCUGAAGAGAACAAGAAGAGACCGUGGCGAGAUGGAAGAAAUCAUGUUUAAACUGUUUGAGAGGCAACCAAACUGGACACUAAAACAACUGAUUCAAGAGACAGAUCAACCAGAGCAAUUUGUGAAAGACAUGCUGAAACUGCUGUGUGUUUACAACAAUAAAGGGACGAACCAGGGGAGUUACGAGCUCAAGCCGGAGUACAAAAAAUCUGAAGAUUUGGCAGACUAAUGAAUGUGUCAUCUCACCCAUCCUCUCCUCCUCAGAUGAUCAUAGACUUACAGAUUGUUUGGUUUAUUCAUCAACGCAUAACAUUUUUGCAGCUGAAGUUGGAUUGCUUUUGUAAAUAAACUGAAUUCUUGUGAUGACCAGUAAUCACAACAUCAAUCAAUUCAUUUACCUUAUCUGAAGCCUGACAUGGCUGUCUUCUACAAGUGUUGUAAAAAAUGAUGCUUUAUCUAUAUUCCUUGUAAAAUUAGCUGGUCAAGUACACAAAUUUUAAAUGCACUUCUCCGUUAUUAAAAUUCACCUGUUUUU
This is a messenger RNA of Cuscuta campestris, 1243 nucleotides long. NCBI's taxonomy places the organism in Eukaryota, Viridiplantae, Streptophyta, Magnoliopsida, Solanales, Convolvulaceae. The record is from the annotation of a GenBank genome assembly.